Spodoptera litura is the source of this 870-nucleotide messenger RNA. RefSeq names its product gustatory receptor 5a for trehalose-like. NCBI's taxonomy places the organism in Eukaryota, Metazoa, Arthropoda, Insecta, Lepidoptera, Noctuidae. Gene Ontology annotation, biological process: sensory perception of sweet taste; detection of chemical stimulus involved in sensory perception of taste. Gene Ontology annotation, molecular function: sweet taste receptor activity. Gene Ontology annotation, cellular component: membrane. The record is from RefSeq and is a predicted model, not a curated record.
CCCAACACUAAACCUAAAAUGGGGCAAACGAGCUUUAGGCGGAAUAUGUCAUUUUGGAUUCCUGUUAAAAAAAAUAAGGUUGAUAUUGCGAAGCACAAGUCUCCAAGGAGCAUUACGCCGUUCUUUGACGCUCUGAGGUGUACGCUUAUUGUAGGUCAAGUGUUCUCCUUGCUUCCAUUUGUUGGAGUAUUCACUAAUAUUGCUAAUAAUGUCAAGUUUAUCAAAACAUCGUGGAAAUGCGUGUACUCCGUACUAUCUCUUAUCGGACAGAUAUUCAUGGCAGUACUCUGUAUCAAUAAGUUGGCGAGGUCUAAUGUCACAUUGAAUGGGACUUCUCCUGUAAUAUUCUACGUGACGACUUGCGUGACGAUGAUGAUGUUCUUCCAAGUGGCUCGGCGCUGGCCACAGCUGGUGCAGCAUAUCGCCAAGGCUGAGGAUAUGGAUCCCAAUUUCGACUGCAGCCUGGCAAGGAAGUGCAAUAUUACCUGCGCCGUGGUACUUAUAUUGGCUUUGUUGGAACACAUCUUAUCUUUGCUAUCAGCAUUCGCUGGAGCCGCUUCCUGCUAUGGCGGCAUGGACACCUACCAAGGAUUCGUCACACAUUUCUAUCCCUGGGUGUUCAGCUAUCUACCCUAUUCCCCAGUCUUAGGAGUUAUUACGCAGUUUCUCCAUUUUCAAUCAACAUUUAUUUGGAACUUUUCCGAUUUGUUUGUCAUCUGCAUGAGUUAUUACUUGACUUCAAGACUGGAACAGGUCAAUAAGAAGCUGCUGGCUGCUCAAGGAAAGACAGAUAUCCGGCGUGCCAGCACUACAACAGAGGAUCUGGUGCACGACUGUAAGGAUCUGCCUUCAUCCGGUGACCUCGUAUAA